This is a messenger RNA of Entamoeba invadens IP1, 1056 nucleotides long. RefSeq lists its product as hypothetical. The coding region runs from base 1 to 1056 and encodes 351 amino acids. The transcript has a single exon. NCBI's taxonomy places the organism in Eukaryota, Evosea, Mastigamoebida, Endamoebidae. The record is from RefSeq and is a predicted model, not a curated record.
AUGGAGAAAGGGAAUGACCACUCCAGCUUUGUUAUCGAAGCACUACACAACUACGGAGUUAUCAAUUUGAACGUUUCGGGAGAACAAAUGAAAGAGACUGUUAACCCCUUUAAAACGAAUGGAAUGAUUAAGACAAGAGAACCUAUGACGGUACUCAGGUGUAACACGACGCAACAAAUCACACAACCACUUUUUAACCCAAACAACGCCAAAAUGGAUUGCGAAAUGGCGGACUUCGAACACCCAGCAAAAACAACACAAAUUGUCACUGAGGAGUCAGACGACUUGUCACCUAUCAGUAAAUUACCGGAAGACAAUGUACUCGAUUUCAGAGAAGUUGAAAUGACAAGCAAAGCGGACCGAAGUGAAAUAUUUGACGAAGACGGGAGGAUCUCGCCAAUUAAAUUUGAAACAGCGCAAGAAGACAGAAAGAGAGAUUGUAUAGUCACAACAAAUUGUGUAAAGAAAAAGGUGGAUAUGUGUGUUACCAUAAGUGGAAAUGGAAAUACUACCUAUCCUGUGUGUCCAUCCCUUGUUGAUAAAAUAGCGUAUUUGUCGACCGCAAUUAAAGAAAUGACUUCUAUUGGAGAGUACCUCAAAGAACUGAGUCGACUCAAUAAGAACGAAUACGUUCAAGUUUUGUUCGAUGGGACUGCAUACUAUGAAGGCGUCCAAAACAUGAAAGAUGCACUUAAGAGACCAAACGUGUCGGUCAUAUUUCAAACAGAAAACGCCGUAUUUGGGGUGAAUCACGUGAAACCAGUUGGUGUGGAAUGGAACGAAGACGAACAGAUAUCAGCGUUCUGUUUGAAAGGCGUUGGUCUUCAACAACCAGUACUCUUCAGAAGUUAUUCAACCCUUUCUUCAAGACUCUUUGGCCAUUAUUAUGAUGUGCUCGGGUUUUGUCAAUUUGACAUGAACCGGGCGGUGGUCGAGAUUUCAUCCAAAUUCCAAAUCCACUUUAUCGACUUUACAGGUCUCGGAAUUUCAAUCUUUGGGUGCAAACAAACAAAGUCAUUGUUUGUGCGCAGCUUUGCUGUUGUUGAGUGGACUUAA